Molecule: messenger RNA, 1231 nt
Organism: Bicyclus anynana (squinting bush brown)
Lineage: Eukaryota; Metazoa; Arthropoda; Insecta; Lepidoptera; Nymphalidae
Exons: 3
Coding region: 120-770 (216 amino acids)
Source: RefSeq, a predicted model, not a curated record
UCAAAUGAAAAUUGAAAUUGAAUUUUCAAUUUUCCGUUACAAAGUUGUUAAAAAACACGUCUUUCUUUUGUUUUGAUAUUUUUAUGUAGAUCUUUAGUGCAUGUGAAAAAGAGAAGAAUAUGGAUAACCGUAAUGUUAUAAAUGAAGAUUUUAUAAAACUAUAUAAUAAUAUUAUAAAUAGGGAAUGCUUGGAAGAUAAAGCACUCGCUACCCUAACGUCGGAAACGCUACAGAAAUUAAAUAUAAACCUAGAAAGACUACCACGUCAGAGUCAAACUAUACUAGACAAUGUGGCGGACAGUCAAAACGAGUUACAACUCCAAUCAUUAGACCCCAUUGCAAUAUCGCUAUACAAAUCGAGGGAAUUGAGCGAAAAACUCGACCACGAAUAUGAAUUACUCCAGUUGAAACAGAAAAACAUCGAGUUGCAAACAAAAAUCGAUCGUAAUAAUCGAUUUUUAGCAAAUAUGAAAAAUGAUUUGGAGAAUUCAAGGCAGAGUUUGUCCAAUCAGGAUCCAAAUCCUGAAAAUAUACAUGAGUAUAUCAGACAGUUGAAACAAAAGUUGUCCGUAUACGAGGAUAACUAUGAGCGGGUUAAGAACAAAUACUCAUCUCUUAAUAUACCAGAAUCGAUUCUACCAAAAUCUCUCAUGUCGCAAGUAGCUUCGCUUCAAGCGCUAAGCGAAGAAGCGAUGUCAUUCAAAGCGAAGGCCGACGAUGUCAAGUUUAUGAAUGAAACUAAAGCGAUGUUGAGCAAACUACGCAGAUAAAAUAGAUGUUUUUAUGCAGUGACAAAUUAUUUAACUGCAACCCCAUGUAAACUGACAAUGCAGUCUAAGAGCCCGUUCACACAUAGUCCAUCUCCAUGUACGGUAACCCGUUAUAAUGGAUACGACAAAAAACUAUGUUUUGUCCACACAUAGGCACCAUAUAAGGGUCAACUUAUCAGUCAUUACUGGAUACGAUGUUCACAAACAAAUUCGAAUGAAUUGAUUGCAUGUAUAUGUGUGUCCAUACAUAUUGAGACCAUUGUGUAAAUGGUAGCGGGCUUAUUUGAACGACGUACCCCCGUUUAUUCUAUGCUAAAUCGCUUGGAGGUUCGUCUUUGAUGGUAGAGUGGUAGCUAGCCAUGGGCGAAGUCUACCAGACUAAUGUUUAUUUAAUAUCGUAUAUACUAAGAUGUGUAGAUAGGUAUAAUAUUGAAAAUAAAUACUCGUAAGAUGGAAUUGAA